Messenger RNA from Rhipicephalus sanguineus (brown dog tick), 2055 nucleotides. RefSeq lists its product as uncharacterized. The transcript has 5 exons. Bases 1 to 2055 code for a protein of 684 amino acids. NCBI's taxonomy places the organism in Eukaryota, Metazoa, Arthropoda, Arachnida, Ixodida, Ixodidae. The record is from RefSeq and is a predicted model, not a curated record.
AUGGAACGCAACAUUCCAGAAGUUUCCACCGGGUUGCUACCGAACACCGACUCAACCGAGUCCACGCUACCCUCGAUGGGCUACUACGCAGUGCGACUGCCUCAGUUCUGGCCGGAGCAUCCAGACAUUUGGUUUGCGCAAGUAGAGGCCCGAUUUCAGGUAUCUAAUGUUACCUCACAGCAAGCAAAGUAUGGCCACUUACUUGCUGCUUUGCCCCACGAUCUAGCACUCGAGUUGUGCGACAUCCUAUCGGCGCCACUGAGUCAGACGCCCUAUGACACGUUGAAGAAGGCAAUCCUUGAGCGCACGGCAAUUUCAGAGCGAAUGCGGUUGCAAAUGCUCCUCUCAGCAACCAAUCUCGGAGAUCGCCGUCCAUCAGAGCUUCUCAGGCAGAUGCAAGCCCUUCUCGGCGUUCGAGCCUCAUCUUUUGAUGACGUGCUACUAAAGGAACUGUUCAUUCAGCGUUUGCCACACAUGGUUCAGAUGGUUUUGACAACAGCGUCGGAGCUGAAUCUGUCCUCUUUGGCCGCCCUCGCAGACAAGUCUCGCCGUGAUGAGGCUCGCACACGCGUUGUAAACGUCUUGUCGAAGCUGCGCACUCAACCCACGGUAGCCCCCUUAUCCCAGCAGGAGCGUGAUGCCGCCAAGAGGCUACGUGAGAAUCAUGACAUUGUGAUACUUCCUGCCGACAAGGGUAACGCUACGGUCCUUCUCGACAAAAGCAAGUACAUCGAAAAAAUGCACUUGCUUCUGAGUGAUAAACAAACAUACGCCCCGGCUGCAAGAGACCCUACACCUAAGCUACAAAGGGACUUGCAAAAACUUCUGUCCGACAUCUUCCGCAUGGUGCCGCCUCAACACAAGCAGCUGUAUUAUAAAUUGCUUUGCCACAAUGGAUCAGCUCCAGCUAUAUACGGCCUACCGAAGGUACACAAGACCGAUAUCCCCCUGCGCCCUAUAGUGGACUUCACUCGCUCCCCGCUCUACAGGCUGUCAGGUUUUCUUCAUAGGGUCAUCUCGCCCCUGGUAGGCAAAGGUGCUACCUAUAUACGCAACACGUAUGACUUCAUCGAAAAGGUCAAAGACACAAUAGUCGAUCCGGACGAAGUCUUGGUUUCCUUCGACGUUGUGUCACUUUUCACGAGUGUACCCAUAGACAUGGCCGUGGAUGUGUGCGUUGCCGCCCUCGACAAGGACCCGACAUUGCCUGAGCGAUCUCCCCUCGAAGUGCACGACCUAGGCAGGCUACUCAAGUUUUGCCUGUCGAACACCUACUUCACCUUUCAGAAGAAGUAUUACCGGCAGUUACACGGUGCGGCGAUGGGGGCGUCGAUUUCGCGGCAGAACCUCGACCUAUUCACGGUUCACCUCAACAGUAUGCAUCCAGCAAUUCAGUUCACAGUCGAAGCGGAGUCUGAGGGCCAGCUACCGUUCUUGGACGCCCUGGUGAAACGCGAUGGCUCAGGCUUGUCGUUCAAGGUGUUUAGGAAGCCCACUCACACUGGCCGCUACCUCAACUACAGAUCGGUGCACCCGGCUUCGCAAAAGAGGUCCGUUGUCGGCUCUCUUCUUCGUCGGGCGGAAAGGGUAUGCACGACAGGGGAAGACCGUGCGGGUGACAAUGCACUGGUGCGGCAGGAGCUGAUGGCGUGUGGUUACCCUGAGUACCUAAUUGACUCAGUAGGGCGCCAGUUGGCUCGUGCAGUGCCCGCCCAAUCUGGACCCACACAGAAACGGGCCGCAAUUCCGUACGUUCCGGGAGUAAGCGAGCCCCUUGCACGAGUUCUGCGGUCUUAUGACGUGCAGGCUGCGCACGUCCCGUCCAGGAAGCUCCGGAACGAACUCGUACGUUUGAAGGACCCUCUUGAAAAGGAAAGGUACCCGGGUGUUGUGAUCUGGGUAGAGGAACCUGUGCUUGAGAAGUGCCUCAUCGAAGGUGGAGGCACAGCAGAUCUGCAUAUGUCGGAGGGAUCGCCGAGCUUUGUGUGUCCAAGGGUGCAGAUAGGCGGUCAGGAGGUCACGCAACUGCAGAGCAACGUCACGGAGGGCGGCUAA